GGGGUUCUUUUAUUAUUAUCACUAUAGACUUUAUAGUUAGAGAUGCGAUUUUUCCUUACCAUUUUUUGUACCAUUAUUGAACAUUUUUAUUCAUUUCAUUUAUGCAGAUGCAGCUCCUGUCGAGGACACGGUGUGGAGGUGUAUGGCUGAAUGAAAAUCUCACUUUUCAAUAUAUUAUUUACUGUUUAAGUUUGCCGUUUCCUUUUAUGCAAAUUUUGCAGCCUUUCAUCUGCACUACUACCAAUUUUUUGCCUUUUGUUUAAUCUUUAUGUUUUGUUCUGUCUUUUGAAAGAUUCAUUUUUAUUUCAUCUUCCUAAACCUGUUUUGUUUGUAUACCUUGUAACUUAUUUACUGUUAAUUGCUAUAUAUUAUUUAUUUUAUUAUUAUUACAUUUUUCAUUAUUUUACAUUAUAACAGUUAUAGUGCUUAUUAACAAUUUUUAUUGCUGUGGUUUGAAUUUAAUGCUUAAAUUUUGUAGUGAAAUACUUUUGUUUGAUUUGUAUUUAAUUCUUAACUUCUGAAACUGUCUAUCUGUAUAGUAUGCGUGUAAAUAUGUAUAUAAGUGUUUUUGCAUACUUACCUUGUGAUAUUUGUAUUUUUGUUGUUGUUGGUCUGACUGUGAUAGUCGGUUUAAGAGCUCUGUAGAGCUCAUGUUAUUUGUUGUUACUUGAAUACGGUGCCGACUUUAAAUAAAAUUUACUUACUUAGUCCGUUUUGAGGAUUUAUUGCAUGGAGAGUACAGUCUGUACGUGAUUUGUCUGUUUUUCCUUCCACAGUUUUCAGGUGAGGAUCUUCUUAUUUUACAGAACAUUUGUAUGGGUAUGGGAAAUGUGCAUGUGGCAAAGAUUUUGAAUUCCUUCAAUUUCUUAAGAAAAUUACUGGUUGUUGAACUUAGUUCGUUUUGAGAAAAUAUUACAUAGAGAGCACAUGAUUUGUCUUUUAUUUUUCCUUCUACAGUUUUCAAUUGAGCACCUUAUUUUACAGAAUAUUUGUAGGGGUAUGGAAGAUGUGCAUGUGGCAAGGAUUUUGAUUUUCUUCAAUUUUUAAGAAAAUCACAGGUUGUUGAACAUAAUCCCUUUUUUAAAGGAAAUAUUCAUAUUAUCCAAAGAGAGUAUGUCACAGCCUGAUGAUGGCUGAUACUACCCGAAGCAAAGUUCUACAAUACCAGCCGUCGAUCUUGGGCAUUUUUUGUUUAUUCAAAACAUGGGAUCGGAAGACGAUAACAUCCAUGUGCUUUCCGCAAUUAAAAGCAUUUUUAAAUCAAAGGUGUGUAAAAACGUCUGGAUACAGGAAAAAUGAACUCCUGAAUUUAGCUCUCGAAGCUAUAUAUUUUGACACAAGCUCUUCUCGGCUUUGGGAAUUUCCUGGCUGACAGCAGUGGGGAAAAAAUCCACCACAUUUCCAUUAAAAUCUAUCAUUUGUGGAUAUUUCUGCGUAUCAUGUUUCUUUCUUAAAUCAUUACUACAGUCUAAUGUAAUGCAAUGAUAGUGCACCAUUGUUAAAAUCGGGUGAAUCGAUCACGACAAAAGUUGCAGAACUGGUAUUAUUUACGAACAUGCCCAAAUUUUCGCAUACUCUGGGUCUCGCGAGACUUUGAAAAGGGAAAGUAAAAAUUAAAACCAAGACGGAAAAAGUAGUCGCUUAAGAAAAAACACACUGUGUAAGCACUUUCACGGGCGUAUUAUGUACUGUUUGCGAAUGAGAAGAAAGAAAAAAUACUUUCUGCGGUAGGACUAUCUACUAGAUUUAAUUAAAACUACGAUGGAGACAUUAAAUGCCACUAUCUUCUCAAUGUGGAACUUGCUGAAGGAGACGAACACAGAUGUCACAGUCGCUAAAACUGUUAUUGUGGCUAUUACAACAUUAGUGUUGGCCGUUGUUGUCAAGAAAGUUGCGAAUUUCUGUGUAUGGUACAUAUAUUACAUAAAGUUGAUGAGGCAGGUACCUGGCCCAGAAAAUACACAUUGGCUGUAUGGAAACUUGCAUUUGCUAACAAAUAAACAUGCGGAGCAGUUGAAACUUGGAAAUGAAUUGACAGCAAAAUUUCCCAGGAUGUACAAGUUUUGGAUUGGUCCGUUCAACGCAACGAUUGUUCUUAACCACCCAGAAACUAUCAAACAAGUUCUGAAAUAUGCAGCAGAUCCCAAGUCCAAGGGCUUUGGGGGAGCUUACCGCCAUGUUUACCCCUGGUUGGGAGAGGGUUUGCUGCUUGCAGAUGGCCAGAGAUGGAGUCGAGCCAGACGACUUUUGACCCCUGCCUUCCAUUUCAAUAUCCUGAAACCAUACAUAACGAUCUACAACAAAGCCACAGACCAACUGCUGCAAAAAUUUGAGCGUUAUGCUGAAGAAGGAAAAAGUUUCGAUCUACUGCAAGAGAUGAGUUUGUGUACCCUAGAUAUACUGCUACAGUGUAUAUUUUCCAUGGAAACAGACUGCCAACAAAGGGAAUCUGACUAUGUUAAGUCAGUCUUAAAAUUGGGAGAAAUUUGGAGCAAACGAAAUAGAUCACUGUGGCUGUUUCCUGAUGUAAUCUUUUACAACACAAGAUGGGGUCGAGAGUUCAAAGAACACUGUGCAAAAGUUCAUAAGAUGGCAGAGAGCAUCAUCAAAGAAAGACAAAAUGAAAUUGAUCAGUUAGAUGGAAUGAGUGAACGGCCAUAUUUAGAUUUCCUGGAUCUCCUACUCCAAGCUAAAGAUGAAGAUGGAAAUAAACUUACUGAAUCAGAAAUCAGGAAUGAAGUCGAUACAUUUCUUUUUGAAGGACAUGAUACAACUGCAUCGUCCACUAGCUGGUUGCUUCAUUUGUUGGCUCAGCAUCAGAACCACCAACAGAGAGUUCAGCAGGAACUAGACACAAUCUGGCACUCAAAGUCCACUGAGUAUGUACAAUGGAAUGAUUUGCCAAAUUUUGAAUAUUUGACCAUGUGCCUGAAGGAAUCUUUACGUGCCUCAUCCACUGUGUCAAUCAUCCAAAGACUUAUACCCAGGGAAAUAACUAUUGAUGACAAAAUACUCCCUCCGAAUACUCUCUUCACUAUAGCAAUAAACAGUGUCCACCACAACCCAGCGGUGUGGAAAAAUCCAAGUGAAUAUCUUCCAGAGCGAUUUUCUCAUGAGAAUUCUACCAACAUUGAUAACUUCUCAUACAUUCCCUUUUCUGCGGGUCCAAGGAAUUGUAUCGGACAGCAUUUUGCCUUAAAUGAAGAAAAGGUGAUUCUUUCAAGAAUAUUACGACGCUUCACUGUUGAACUGGAUCCCAAUUUUACAGUAGAGAAGAAGAUUGGCCCUGUUCUGAAGGCAGAAAAUGGGAUUCGGGUCUUUGUCACCAGGCGCAAUGUAUCAAAGUGAUGGUCUCCUUCUGAAGGCAGAGAUGAGACUUAGGAGACUGGCCCCAAGAUGAAGAUGUUUAUAAUUAUAUAAAUAUGGACUUGAUUGUUGGUCAGUGUCCCAUGUUCAGUAAUAUUGACCUCAAACACAGAAAUAAUAUCAACUAAGCACAAAGUGCAAGGUUGAUAUUAUUUUUGGUUUUUGAAGUCAGUAAGACUGAACAUAGGUCACCUUAUCAACAUAUUGAGCAACAAAAAGUCCAUAUCUUUAUUCUAUACACAGGGUAAAAAAUGAAUGUGUUAUACAUUUUACUUUUUAUUGAAACUAUUUCCAUAUUUCAUGAGUGAAAAAAUGAUUAAAGCAUUUUUAUUCAAUAAACAAAUAUCAAUUUGAAAUAGGAAACAGUAACAAUAAUGCAUAUAAAUGACUGGCCAUGAGUCCAUAUCCUUCUUAGGAGAUAAUAUUUUUUCUAUCACAUCAAAUGUUGUUGUUUGUCAGUUUGGGUUGACCAUGAUAAAUUCUGUGUUUUACAUUUGGUAGGUUUUUAAAGAGGUAUGCAAGAUUUGGCAUAAGCAAAAUUUUCUGAACACUAAGAAAAAUUUUCUGUGUGUAUCCAUCUACAGAACAAACUAAUGAUAUAAAGUACUGGUUGAGUAUUGAUAUAUUUUCAAUGGGUAUUGAUGAAUUUGGAUGGUUACUGGUAUUGUUUUGGUUUGGGGGAUCAAUACUGUAUUUAUAUGUGAUGCAUGCCAAAAAUCUGACAUGUCCAAUAGAGGAGCGGAUCGAAGAUCUGGUUUUAAUCAGAUUGUGCAUGCAAAUAAAUGCUAUUACCGGGUAUAUACUUGCAAGUAAGAUUUUUACUCAGAAUGAUAUGUAUAAUUGAAUUUCAAUUUAAACACACAAUUUGAUUUGUUGAUUGGCAUUCAUCACACCAUUAAAUAGAAAAGUUAGCUGCUUUUUCAUGCCAUAUAACUAAUACAGACGACAUCACAAUACAGAUUUUCAAACAUUGCUUUAACAAUAUCACUAUGUGUCACUUUACAUUCAUAUUUUAUUGUUGAAUACAUAAAUGAUAUAACUUUGUUUAAAAUGAUUUUAAAUUAUAAGAAAUAAAGUUGUUACUUGCUCAUAUUAUUUGAAUUAAAAUGAUUUGGAGCAGAUGAUGCCUUUUUGUAAACAGUUUUGCGGUUUAUAAUGCAUAACCUGUCCCAAACCAUUUUAUAUAGUAUAUAAUAUGUUAGUCUCAUUCCAUAAAUUAUGGUGAUAUAACAGAAAUCAUGCAUAUAGAAUGCUCAUGUGGGCCCUUCAAAUGAGAUUACCUAAACAUGUGCAAUUCUAGAUGCGAAAUAUUUUUGUCUUUGAAUUUUCAAUGUAGGAAUACUCCAUACUGCCUGUAAAGUUGUGUUCAAGAAAACAUGAACAAAAUGCAAAAGCAGAUUUUGUAUGAAUCCAUUUUGUACCCAUUAAAGAAAUGAUACAGAAAUUAUGAUUUCAUGCAUCUUUUAAUUAUUGUAUAGACUAUUAGAACACAUUCAAAGAAUUUUUAUUUAAGAGAAUUAAAAUGAAUGCUGUAAAAUCAAUGAAAUGGUAUGUUAGCAAAACAUCAUAAAGGUUGCCAUGCAUGUACUUGAAAACUUCUAUCACUGAAUUACCAGCAUCUCAAGCCUCAGUUUCUGGUGUAUGAACCAAGGAGGGGAUCAAGAAUUUAGCACAUGGUUUGCAUUAUGUAAAUUAUUUGCAAUUUUACUAAAAUUUAACUUUAUGACUAGAUAACCAUGACAUAUUUCUCUGGUACAUGUUUGGUAUUCUUUUCUGCAAUAUUAUGAUAAUACAUGAAGAUUUUAUUGUAUGUGAUAUUAUUGUGUUAAUAUUUAUCAAUACUCCAUUAUAAACUUAUACACCUUAUAAAAUAAUUCCUUGUUGUACAUGUAUAUCAAAGCAUUCUGAUUAUUAUUGUCAUUUAAUGCAAUACUCGAGAGACUUUUCCUUGUUGUUCAGCUUACAGAGCUUUCAAGAAUUUGCUUUAUGUUUAGAAUGCAUUUAUUUUCUUAUUGAUACAUUAUGUAUAUCAUAUUUUAAUUUGAAUAUUAAAUAAAAAUAUGAUAGACGUGAAGAAAAAA
Molecule: messenger RNA, 5447 nt
Organism: Ostrea edulis (European flat oyster)
Lineage: Eukaryota; Metazoa; Mollusca; Bivalvia; Ostreida; Ostreidae
Product: cytochrome P450 4F2-like
Exons: 12
Coding region: 1762-3348 (528 amino acids)
Molecular function (GO): heme binding; iron ion binding; monooxygenase activity
Source: RefSeq, a predicted model, not a curated record